Messenger RNA from Sorex araneus (European shrew), 1073 nucleotides. RefSeq names its product patr class I histocompatibility antigen, A-126 alpha chain-like. Lineage: Eukaryota; Metazoa; Chordata; Mammalia; Eulipotyphla; Soricidae. Gene Ontology annotation, biological process: immune response; positive regulation of T cell mediated cytotoxicity; antigen processing and presentation of endogenous peptide antigen via MHC class I via ER pathway, TAP-independent. The coding region runs from base 18 to 1073 and encodes 351 amino acids. The record is from RefSeq and is a predicted model, not a curated record. Gene Ontology annotation, cellular component: external side of plasma membrane. The transcript has 7 exons. Gene Ontology annotation, molecular function: peptide antigen binding; signaling receptor binding.
CUCCCAAGACCCUGAAAAUGUGGCUCUUGGAGCUCUUAACCAUCCAACCACAGCUGGCGUUGAUCCUGGCUCUGACUCAGACCGGCCCCCACUCCCUGCGAUACUUCCUCACCGCCAUCUCGCCGCCCGGCGGCGGGGAGCCCCGCUUCAUCGCCGUCGGCUACGUGGACGACACGCAGUUCGUGCGCUUCGACAGCGACUCGGCGAGUCCGAGGAUGGAGCCGCGGGCGCCGUGGGUGGAGCUGGAGGAACCCGAGUACUGGGAGCGGGAGACGCGGAACGCCAAGGACGCCGCAAAGAAUUACCGAGUGAACCUGAACACCCUGCGCCGCUACUACAACCAGAGCGAGGCGGACUCUCACACCCUCCAGUUGAUGUACGGCUGCGACGUGGGGUCCGACGGGCGCCUCCUGCGCGGGUACAGUCAAUACUCCUACGACGGCGCCGACUACAUCGCCCUGAACGAGGACCUGCGCUCCUGGACGGCGGCGGCGGGCACGCAGGCUUGGAUCACCCAGCGCAAGUGGGAGCAGUGGGGUGAGGCUGAGUAUCAGAGGAACUACCUGGAGAACAUCUGCGCGCCUUGGCUCCUCAGAUACCUGGAGAACGGGAAGGACACGCUGCUGCGCGCAGAAGCCCCCAGAAGACACAUCACCUGCCACCCCUUCUCUGACCAGGAGGUCACCCUGAGGUGCUGGGCCCUGGGCUUCUACCCUGCCGAGAUCACCCUGACCUGGCAGCGUGAUGGGGAGGACCUGACCAAGCACACAGAGCUGGUAGAGACCAGACCUUCAGGGGAUGGAACCUUCCAGAAGUGGGCGGCUGUGGUGGUGUCUUCUGGAGAGGAGCAGAGAUACACGUGCCGUGUGCAGCACCAGGGGCUGCCGGAGCCUGUCACCCUGAAGCCCCCUUCUCAGUCCAGCAUCCUCACUGUGGGCAUCAUUGUCGGCCUGGCUCUUGUCGGGGCUGUGGUCACUGGAGCUGUGGUGGCAGCUGUGAUCAGCAGGAGGAAGCGCUCAGACAGCAACAGUUUCCAGGGCUCUGAUGAGUUUCUCAUGAAUCCUAGAGUGUGA